This is a messenger RNA of Astyanax mexicanus (Mexican tetra), 3294 nucleotides long. RefSeq names its product zinc finger protein 850-like. Gene Ontology annotation, molecular function: DNA-binding transcription factor activity; RNA polymerase II cis-regulatory region sequence-specific DNA binding. The transcript is spliced from 5 exons. The record is from RefSeq and is a predicted model, not a curated record. NCBI's taxonomy places the organism in Eukaryota, Metazoa, Chordata, Actinopteri, Characiformes, Acestrorhamphidae. Gene Ontology annotation, biological process: regulation of transcription by RNA polymerase II. The coding region runs from base 281 to 3160 and encodes 959 amino acids.
GUAACCACAGUAAAAGAAGAAGAGCAGCAGUGUGUUCAGAAGCUAAGGGAACAUUAAGAGGAGCUAAAGAAAUAAAUAAUGUCAUGUUGCAAGAUUCCUUCUGCUCAUAGUGUCCUCAAACUUCCUGAGAUCAAAUUCACACAGAGGGAAUCCAGCGAAUUUUAAGCUGCUAAAAGUAUUAAAAGUCAGGAAAUGGCAUCCAAAAAAACCCCAGUACUCAAUCAACAACAUCUUUUGGUACCUUCUGCAUGAAGCCAUCAAACUAACAAAAAAUACUAACAUGGAGAAAACUCCUUACACUUUAGCGUCUGGGAAGUGUUGUGGAGACUCAGAAACUGUCGAACUGAACCAGCACUCUCCGACAGAAGAGAAACUGUAUACCUGCCCAGUCUGUGUGAAGAGUUUUACUCAUAAGGGUUCUCUGCAAAAACACAUUCGCAUUCACACUGGAGAGAAACCGUAUUCCUGCCCAGAAUGUGGGAAGAGUUUUACUCAGAAAGUUUCUCUCCGAAUACACAAUCGCAUUCACACUGGAGAGAAACCGUAUUCCUGCUUGGACUGUGGAAAGAGUUUUACUCAUAAGGUUUCUCUCAGAAUACACAAUCGCAUUCACACUGGAGAGAGACCGUAUCACUGCUCAGAGUGUGGGAAGAGUUUUAGAGAUAGAAACACGCUCCAAUUGCACCAGCGCAUUCACACUGGGAUUAAACCAUAUUCCUGCUCCGAAUGUGGUAAGCGUUUUAAACAGAAGGGUUCUCUCCAAAUACACAAUCGCAUUCACACUGAAGAGAAACCAUAUCAGUGCCUAGACUGUGGAGAGAGCUUUGCUCAACGGAAUUCUUUGCAACAUCACCAGAGCAUUCACACAGGAUUGAAACCGCAUCUCUGCUCAUAUUGUGGGAAGAGUUUUACCCUAGUGAGUAAUCUCCAAGCACACCAACGCAUUCACACUGGAGAGAAACCGUACCACUGCUCAAAGUGUGAGAAGAGCUUUGCUCAACUGCGUUCUUUGCAAAAUCAUCAGAGCAUUCACACUGGAGAGAAACCUUACCAGUGCUCAGAAUGUGGGAAGAGUUUUGCUACACCUUAUUGUCUCAGCCGGCACAAGCGCAUUCACACUGGAGGGAAACUGUAUCACUGCUCGGAGUGUGAGAAGAGCUUUGCUCAACUGCGUUCUCUACAAAAUCACCAGAGCGUUCACACUGGAGAGAAACCGUAUCAGUGCUCAGUCUGUGGAAAGAGUUUUGCUACACGUAGUUGUCUUACACAGCACCAGCGGAUUCACACUGAAGAAAAACCAUAUUCCUGCCCUGAUUGUGGGAAAAGUUUUGCUAUACAUAUUUGUCUCAGACGGCACCAGCGUGUCCACACUGGGGAGAAACCGUAUCACUGCUCAGAGUGUGGAAAGAGCUUUGCUCAAAUGCGUUCUCUGCAAAAUCACCAGAGCGUUCACACUGGAGAGAAACCUUACCAGUGCUUAGAAUGUGGGAAGAGCUUUGCUCAAAUGCGUUCUCUGCAAAUUCACCAGCACAUUCACACUGGAGAGAAACCUUAUUCCUGCUCCGACUGUGGGAAGAGUUUUGCUAGACGUAAUUGUCUCACACAGCACCAGCGCAUUCACACUGGAGAAAAACCAUAUCACUGCUCGGAGUGUGGGAUUAGCUUUGCUCAAAUGCAUCUUCUGCAAAAUCACCAGAGCGUUCACACUGGAUUGGAAGAGCAGCAUCCCUGCUCAGACUGUGGGCAGAGUUUUACCACAGAGAGUGGUCUCCAAGUUCACCAGCUCAUUCACAAAAAUGAGAAAACUAUCACUGCUCAGACUGAUGGAAGGGAUUUACCCAACAGCAGUGGGGGCGCUGUAGCUGUAUCUGCUGCAGAAAAGCGGAGCAGCAGAAGAUCUGGGUCUGGGUUUGAGAAGAUGCAGAAGAUCUCCGAGUUCAGAAGCGGAGGAACUUUAACAGGAGCUGAACUGCUGAAGGUGGAGCUCGAUCUCAUUUAUUACUCUGAUUCUCAUCUUUUACAGUCUGAUCCAGAGCAGAAGAUUCUCAGCUCUUCUCCUCUGCCAGAAAGGAUUAAAAGUAAGAAAAUGACACCAGAAAGAAUUUCCAGUACUCAACCAACGUCAUCAUCUGCAGACAAGAGGACAUCUCACACCACCACAGAGCAUGGGCAGAGUUCUGGAGACCUAGGCAUUUUAAAUAAAAACCAACGCGCUUCUGCUGGAGAGAAAUCGUUUUCCUGUUCGCAGUGUGGGAAGACUUUUAUGAGAAAUUGUAGUCUCAAACGACACCAGCUAAGUCACGCUAAAAAGAAGGCAUAUGACUGUUCAGAUUGUGGAAGCACAUUUUCGAAACUCGUUCUUUUACAAGUACACCAGCGCAUUCACGCUGGAGAGAAACCAUAUCUCUGCUCAGAGUGCGGGAAGAGUUUUAAUCGCAAAGAUUCUCUCCGACUACAUCUGCGCACUCACACAGGAGAGAAACUGUUAACCUGUUCAGACUGUGGGAAGAGUUUUACCAGACAGAAUUCACUCGAUCAACACCGGGUCAUUCACACUGGAGAAAAAACGCAUCACUGCUCAGAGUGCGGCCUGAGUUUUAGUCAAUCGAGUUCUCUCCGUGUUCACCGGCUCAGUCACAUGAAACCGACACCACAUCACUGUGCGGACUGUGGGAAGGGUUUUACCAACAAAAGCUACCUCAAAGUACACCAGCGUGUUCAUACAUCAGAGAAACCAUAUCACUGCUCACAGUGUGGAAAGAGCUUUAAGCAAAAGGACCAACUUCGAAUGCACCAGCGCGUUCACACUGAGUUCAAACCCUACUACUGCCCAGAGUGUCACAAGUGUUUUCCUCGUAACAGUAAUCUCCUAGUGCACCAGCGUGUUCACACUGGAGAGAAACCGUAUCAGUGCUCAGAGUGUGGGAAGACUUUUACUCAGCAGAAUUCUCUCCAACAACACCAGCGCGUUCACACUGGAGAAAAACCUUUUCACUGUUCAGACUGUGGGAAAAGUUUCACUCAGCAAAAUGCCCUCCAACAACACCAGCGCGUUCACACUGGAGAAAAACCGUAUCAAUGCUCAGACUGUGGGAAGAGUUUUGCAUAUCGCAAGACUUGUAAGAAUCACAAAUGCACAAAGAACAGUGAUACACGUUAGUAAAGAAAAAUAACAAAAUUGCUGUUUGUAGAAAGGAUUUCUAUAGGUAUUUCUUGUUUUAAAAUGGUUCUGGGAUUGACUACUUUGGGUUGAUUUACACUUUAUUUAAAUUUAAGGUCUUGGUGAACAAACAA